GGGAAAGAAGCGGUGAAGGUGAAUAUUCAAAGGAGGGCUUGACCGUCCUCAGCCCAAUCAUCAGCAUGAAGAGAGGCCUCCGACAUCUCGGAUCUCAUGUCGGAUCUGCGCUGUGGUCCACGCCACUCCAGGCGAGGACGGCCGCCAGCUCCCUCGUGACCGCCGGCCACCGAAGAUGCGUUUCCAUGAGUCGAGAUGACAGCCGGCAGACCAGGGACUUCAGCAGCAAUGCCGCCAUGGCCAACCCAGCUGCUGCUGCGACAGAUCCGAGCUCAACACCUGACCACCCAGCGAUGCCGGCGAGUACCUAUGGCUACAGCGCUGAGCAGCCCGACAGCUUCCCCAUGGACGCAUACGAGCCCGACACCUCACCCCCGUCCCCUCCCCACAACGGGUGGUCGCCUACCUCGCAGAACGGGCUGGCAGAGGAUUACCCGUACCAGCAAGAUAUGAGCCCCCCCGCUGCCACCUCUGCCGACUCCUUCCACGACUCCGACACGGCAUUCCCCGAGUCACAGCCCUUCGACCCUUAUGAGUACGACAAAACCGGGAUGUUCCCGCAGUACCGGCCUGCAGCAGUUGAUCCAGAGAAGCUGCGAGCACGGAAAGGCGCGUCAGAGGUCAUGAGUCGGCUGGAGGAGGACGCGAGGGCUCUGGGCGAUGACGCCGGGCCGGGCAGCGAUGCGGCACAGGGGUUCCUGGAGCGGCUGCUGGAGGCGUAUGACGGUCACGGUGAGGAGUUCCGUGUGGACGACUAUGUGAGGAUGCUGCGGCUGAUGGUGAGGUUCUCGUAUGGUGCUGAGAACAGGGACAGCCGGUUCAACCGGGCCAUCGAGGACGCCAUGCGGAUCAACGACAUUGCCACCAUGGAAGAGGUGACAAACAACUGAGCUGAGGGGCAGGGCAGGACAGGGCACCACAGGCAGCGCAGCAGAGAAAUAUAAUGUCUAUAUGUGUCACUCUCCCUGCCCGUGUAUGUGUCUGUUUGUUUAGGGUGUUGCAUUGAUGGAGUCGUAUUCGAGCCUCUCCCUCCGCACCCCCCUCCGCGGCACCGCAGGAGUGCUCAUGCGGUACACACACACACACACACACACGCAAUGCACGUAGCCAUGGCCAUUUCUUUCUGCGUCUGUCUGGUGUCAUGUCAGGCACCUUGAGGGCCAGAGCCCCCCCAGCGAGGAGCAGCUGAGCCUGGCCAUGCAUGGGCUGCACCAGCUGGGCAAGGGCAUGAUAUUCCACGGGGGCCUGUUCGACCUGGGGGCGCAGUACAUUGAGCAGAUGAGUGCCGCCAGCGCCAGUCUGUAUGCCUAUGAGGGCGGCAGGCAUGGACUGAGGUGCAAACACCUCAUGGGUGAGCGGAGCGACUCAAAGGGUAGAUGGGAUGGAUAGGGUAGACAGAAAGAUGGGAUGGAUGCUGAUUGAUUCGUGGCUCGCUGGUCUGGCUGGUGAGUUCAGAUCAUGCGUUGCCAUACGUGAUAGCCAAGGUGCCGCAGAUGACGCUCGACGAGGUCAUGCAGGCCGCCCAGGGAUUCAUCCGCUUCUGCAGAGACUGGAUGACCUUCUUCGAAACAGCACUGCCUAUCGUCAACGAGCAGGUACGCUGCCCAUCUACGUACCCAUCCACCACACGACACACCGCCAUGAAUGCCUUCUUCGGCCUUUCUUCUGGUCUUCUCUCUCUCUCUCUCUCUCUCUCUCUCUCUCUUCCUCAGCUGGGCGAGUUGUCGGUUCCGCAGCUGCAGCUGGUUCUGCGGUUCUGCAAGGAGUUCCGCGGGCACGAGGACUUCACGGCCCUGCAGGAGGCGGCUGCAAUGCUGCUGUCCAGCCGCCACCUGGCCGACAUGUCGCUGCAGGAGGCCGCCAGGUGCUGCACCUACCUCGAGUGGCACCCCAAGGCUCGCCCGGGGACACGCAAGCUCGUCAUCGGCAUACACGCCAAACUCAUGGACAAAAAGGUCUGUCUGGUCAGGCACGAGGGAAGAUGAGAUGGACGGCGGCACAGGAAGGGUGUGGGUGUGGGUGUGUGGUGUGUAGGAUGACCUGUCGUCGUUGAGUGUGCUGGAUGCGGUGGAUGUGCUGGAUUGUUUCGGAACGUGGCUGCUGCGGUCGGUGCUGCACCAGAAACUGGGGGACAUUCUGGUGGAGAGAAUCGCCGAGGUCAGUGAGUGGCACCCACACACACAUCAACCCAGCACACGAUGAGUAGGUAUCCUGUGUAUAUAUGGGUGUGGGUGUGAGUGCAGGUGCGCUAUUCGCCCAACAUCGGCCUGUGGCUGAUAGCCCUCGACAACUUCGCCAAGGCCGACUGGUUCCACGGCGGAUAUGUCACCGAGGCAAUCAGCAUCGCAAGGGUGAGUCGAGUCAUCUCUGCACACCCACAUCCACACCCACAGUCCUCCCUCCAACACAACACACGGACCAAAGUGAUGUCGUGUGGUGUGGUGUGUCGGUCUCGUCUAUCCAUCUGUGUGUAGGACGGCUACAUGUUGGACCGGCUGUCGUACUUCCAGCAGUGUCGCUUCAUCAACUGCCUCGCCAGGCUCAACUACUAUGAAUACGAUGUCUACCAGGUCUGUUGCUGCACACACACAUGCCAUCCCUCUGUGGCAGGCACCUGCACACCUGGGUAUGGUGUUGGUGUGUGCAGAGCAUGUCGGAGCGGCUGAUAGGCGACCUGCCUCUGCUCAAGACGGUGGGGGAGCUGUCAGCGGUGGUGUGGGCCUUCUCCAAGGCCAACCACGUCCACACGCCCUUCUUCGACGCCGCCUACAGCAACCUCCUCAACAUGAUGCACCAGCAGUCCAUGAGGAUGGAAACGUACUGAGCUGACACACACACGCACCCACCCAACACACAGAACGAACACGCUGGCUGGACUUGUUGACUCCUUGUGCGAUUCCUUCCCUUCAUUCAGCAACAGCACGGCCAACGCCUUGGUGAGCCUGGCGUGGAGCUUCACCGUGGCUGGCUACCACACGACUGAGUACUUCUCGAGCAUUCUCGACUACGCCUUCUACAACAAGUGAGGGAGCCCAUCUCACCUCAGCUAGCUGACUUGACGGGAAACACUGUCGCCAUUGUGGGUGGUGGUGUGUGUUGUGUGGCGUCUGAAGGGAUCCCCAUGCAAAGAUGGGCUUCAAGCGACUGCAGCAAGUCGCCGAUGUCUGCCUACUUGAGGUGAGUGGAUGGAUGGAUGUCCGCAGACACAGGCAGGCACACUUGGUGCGCGUGUGUGCACCAAAUGCAGAUCCCUGACGAGGUUGAGAAGUGUGAGUCCAGGGACAUCAUCAAAGCCAUACACACGUCGCCACUCGUCAGACAACUCAGGUGGGUCGGUCGGUGGCGGUGGGUGGGUGCGAUCCAUCCACAAAUCCAUCCAUCAAGCCAAGCGACAGCAGCCAGUGUCCAUCUCGAUGUCUGUACUGCACCGCAUUCGUUUCACUGCAGGGACAUUCCUCUCAACAUGAGGCAGGGCAUGUCCGACAAGGCAUACAAAUACCGCGGCAAAGCCAUCGAAGAAAUAUCAGGUACCCCUCCCCUCCCUCCCCCCACCGCCCCCCAUGCAUUGGAUGCAUCACCACAUCACCCUCUCCAUCCCUCCUUGGCUGCUCUGCUUGUAGCGUGUUUAUCUGAGCUGGGCAUCGCCCACCAGAUCGGCCUGGAGCCCGACCCCUCCUGCCCAUACCUCAUCGACGUGGCCGUGACGGGCCACACACGGGCGGCGCUGAUCGUGGCUGGGCUGGACAGGGCCAUGCGCACCGCUGAUGUCGGCACAGAGGGACAGCCAGGUGAGAAGGAGUGUGAGGGGAAUGACAUGAGCCUUUCUGGACGACAGGAAUUGCUGUCUUUGUGUGUGUGUGUGUGUGUGUUGACUGUGUCCCUCCUUGUGUCGUGGGCAGGGUUGUUCAACCACACUGACACAGGGCUGAUCAACAUGAUGAGGCGCUCAUUCCAGAGACGAGGAUGGACGGUCAAACAGACAACCACACACCCAGACAGACAACCACGAGGCCACACGCAGGCACAGCGACGGGUGGCUCUGUCUUGGUGCGUGCCGUGCAGGUUGGCGUGAUAACUCAGACGCAGUGGCGCGGCAACAAGGCGGACCGCCGCGAGCAGCUGCUGGACAUUCUCACCGACAUGGGCGUUGAGGUGCCCUUCCUGCAGUACUGAAUCGAGAACUGAGUGGGUGUGAGUGUGUGUGAGGGAGAGGGAGGGAGAGGCGGUAAGGCCUCACCUUGUUUGCUUUUAAUAUUGCAUCGACUGACUGCCUGUGUGUGUGUGCGUGUGGGCGAGGGCAUGCAAGCCUGCAUCAGCCCCGCCGCCCUGCUUUGUGACGUCGACACUCGGACACGAUUGACUGCAGUGAAAGAAUCCAUGCCUUCAUUCAUCGUGAAUCGGUCAGCACAGCACGUGACGUCCUCGAGAGAAACAGACUACAUCUCGCUGAACCAGUCUCUUCC
Messenger RNA from Vitrella brassicaformis, 4463 nucleotides. The record is from the annotation of a GenBank genome assembly. Lineage: Eukaryota; Vitrellaceae.